UCUAACCUAUUCAUUCUCCGAAACAUUGACGCCAAACACAUCAAAAUAUUGGUUGGUUAACUCUACUCACAGAGUCAAAUCCAUAUUCACUUGAAGAAAUUAUAGUUUGAUAUCUAUCGUUAGUAAUUAGGAUAUUGUACAUAACUUGCUGUGAAUAAUUGUUACGAAUAGAAUAAUGAAGAAUUUCAUGAAACCAUUUAUUGUCAUUAUAACUUUAUAUAGAUGAAAAUUCGUACUAUAAAAAAUGGACAUGUGCGAGAAUGAGUGGACAAUCGAGUGUUCUGAUGAUGAGAAAUACGAGGUUGAAUCUAAGGAAGAGUGGUCAUUAGAACCAGGAGAUGUGCUUUUAAUGAUUGACAGUCUAAACUGUAAUAAUUACUGUGUGGAGUUAGAAUGGAAGUCGCCCGGAAGACGGGAUCAAUCACCAGAGCCUCUAAAUAAUCAUCAACCAUCACACCAUUUACCACAAUUCAGUGAUGUAUUACAACCGGCAGAAAAAGACAACUUUGAUUUUAUGGACGAAAUGUCAUCCCCCCGUCUCCCAGUACGUCGUAUCGGUGAUGCCGUUCCAAAAGGCAGUGCGAAGAAAAAAACGGCUAGCUUCAAUGGUGUCCUAUCUACAAUGUUACGUCAUCGAAGACUGGAGCAACAGGAAAUAAAUUUAGGUUCUAAGAAGACCGAUUCGAAUACUGCAACAUGAUACUUUAACAGACAUUAUAUGAUGGUAACGUAACUUGUGGCUCCGUGAUGAACUCCUUACAAAAUUUUAAUUUAACAUAUUAAAAUAUUAAAAGUAUGUUUUUCACAAUAA
Molecule: messenger RNA, 811 nt
Organism: Fopius arisanus
Lineage: Eukaryota; Metazoa; Arthropoda; Insecta; Hymenoptera; Braconidae
Gene: Pa1
Product: PTIP associated 1
Exons: 3
Coding region: 245-700 (151 amino acids)
Biological process (GO): positive regulation of intracellular estrogen receptor signaling pathway; positive regulation of cell cycle G1/S phase transition
Cellular component (GO): MLL3/4 complex
Molecular function (GO): nuclear estrogen receptor binding
Source: RefSeq, a predicted model, not a curated record